GAAGGGCUUGGAGCUACCACGCAGUCCCAGCAGAUUCCCUCUUCUUUCCGGAGUGGCUUAGUGGCCAGGCCUUUGUGAUCAAGUCUACGGUUUUCUGAAAGACCGGAGCCAACUAUGGGUCUCGCCUAUCCAGCUGGUGUCGCAACCGCGUCCUUCCUCGUCGUUGGAUCCUACUUGCUCUUUCAUGGGGAAGGCGAGGUUUUCAAUGUCGGCCAAUUCCUCGAAUCUGUAUCGCCCUACGCGUGGGCAAAUAUCGGCAUUGCAUUGUGCAUAGGUUUAUCUGUCGCUGGAGCAGCAUGGGGGAUUUUCCUCACGGGCUCUUCGAUUGUCGGUGGAGGUGUCAAGGCACCGCGCAUACGAACCAAGAACCUCAUUUCAAUUAUCUUCUGUGAAGUCGUGGCAAUUUACGGUGUAAUCAUGGCGAUUGUCUUUUCAGCCAAACUCAAUUAUGUGGACAGCGAUGCAAUCUUCUCUAGCAGCAGUUACUAUACCGGAUAUGCGCUCUUCUGGGGCGGUAUUACUGUCGGCGUGUGCAACCUGAUCUGUGGUAUUUCCGUGGGUAUUAACGGAAGUGGUGCUGCCUUGGCCGAUGCUGCCGAUCCCACCCUGUUCGUUCCCUCUCAGAAUCCUGUGGUCGAUGAAGGACUGGAAACUAACCGUUUGGCGAACAGGUUCGUGAAAAUGCUCGUUGUUGAGAUUUUCAGCUCUGUUUUGGGUCUCUUUGGUCUUAUUAUCGGGCUCUUGGUGUCGGGGAAAGCACUCGAUUUCGGAGCCGAGUAAUGGACUCUUGUCUCAAGAAGGCUCGGCCUUCUGGCUAAGAGCAACAUUGCAGAGCAAUAUACGUAUGGCUUCUACUUUAUUUGUCACCUUUUGAGCUUCUUUUAUAUAAAGCAUUGCGGCGUACGGUUCCUAUUAGCUAUGAGUGUAGAGCUUUUCUCGGCUUGCGUGACGUGCAUUUGAUGAUGUCUUGGGAUGUAUAGUGUCGCAGGAAAUAGCAAUGGAAAACAGUAUAUUCUGA
This is a messenger RNA of Monascus purpureus, 1018 nucleotides long. The record is from the annotation of a GenBank genome assembly. NCBI's taxonomy places the organism in Eukaryota, Fungi, Ascomycota, Eurotiomycetes, Eurotiales, Aspergillaceae.